AUGAGAGACCAAGGCCGACCUGAUCAAAAACUUCAUGAAUUCGAGAGAGACCACGGCCAAUUUUAUCAAGAACUCUCACAGUUAGAACAUGAGUUGGACUCGCUUAAAGGAGAGCAGAAUGAGGAGCAAGACGAAGAGGAAUUAGAUCCCGAAAACACAGGAGAAGACUCAGAAAUGGACGGAGAAGCGGAUGACACAGGAAUGGAAGAGGCUGCAAAUGAUUCAGGAGAGGAAUCAGGCGAAAAAGACAAUUGUUUGGAACUGAGGGAAAACUGUGAAAACAUUGAUGAGGAUAUAAAAGAAACAUCAAGCGUUUCCAUUUCCCCCUAUCCAUAUUCGUUAUUACGUCUCCUAACACCCCGUGAAUCUCAGAUUGGAAGACGACGAAAGAUUACCCCUCAUUCUCAGAACAUAAUUAUAUCAGCCGUCGACCUGUCUACUGCGAGGGCCGUUCAGACGAAUAUUGACCACAAGGUGCGACUAUAUGGUCUACAUGAAGAAAUACGAGCCGUGCAUAGUCUACUGAGCAUGAUGCUCACUCUUCAGCGUUACACUUUCAUGUUGAGUACCAAAACGGUUCCUCGCUCGACUUUGCAGACUCUUUCUCCCUCUCCUUCACCCGCUACGUCACAUAAGCAGGUCCAUGGUUCCAAUUUGGGGGAAUGUUUGGAAAAUUCCAGACUAUGCCAUUGUCGAGCCCGUGGCCGUGUCCGUGGCCGUGCCCGUGGCCGUGGCCGUGGCCGUGGCCGUGGCCGUGGCCGUGGCCGUGGCCGUGGUCGCUAUUAA
Molecule: messenger RNA, 786 nt
Organism: Stylophora pistillata
Lineage: Eukaryota; Metazoa; Cnidaria; Anthozoa; Scleractinia; Pocilloporidae
Source: RefSeq, a predicted model, not a curated record